Messenger RNA from Cydia pomonella (codling moth), 4888 nucleotides. It is a transcript of the gene Usp20-33, whose product is annotated as ubiquitin carboxyl-terminal hydrolase 20. The record is from RefSeq and is a predicted model, not a curated record. The transcript is spliced from 21 exons. Gene Ontology annotation, biological process: protein deubiquitination. Lineage: Eukaryota; Metazoa; Arthropoda; Insecta; Lepidoptera; Tortricidae. The coding region runs from base 286 to 3237 and encodes 983 amino acids. Gene Ontology annotation, molecular function: cysteine-type deubiquitinase activity; zinc ion binding.
UGAUUAAAUUCUUAUUCAAUUUUUGGCACAGGUAACACCGCCUGUCUUUUCGCUCGUCACGAAAAGAGUUCGUGUUAUAGAAAAUUUCUGUAAUCUAAUUCAAUUAUUGUCUUUAAACCCGAAAUGUUUCAUUCUAAUUAUCAACAUUCUUUGAUUCUUACCCCGGACGGUAAUAAAAAUCCGUUAAAGGCACCGUUGGCAUAAAACAUGUCCUUUAUUUACAAGUCCUCAGUGUAGCAAUAAACUUCAUAUUUACGUAUUUGUGUUAAAGUUGUAAUAAUCAUAAUGGAUAAGGGGGUGACGUGUGAACAUCUGAAUAAGGUCGCGGAGUUUCUCGGGAAGGAUUUGUGGCAGUCUAAAGAGAACUUAACAUGCUUCGACUGUGGGUGUCCCGGACCCAACCUGUGGAUCUGCCUGCAGCCCGACUGCCAUCAUGUGGGCUGCUCCGAGGUCCGCAAUGACCACAGCACCUUGCACCAAAAGAGCCAGCCGUCCCACUGCGUGCACAUGAACGUGUCCACGGAGCGGGUGUGGUGCUACAUCUGCGAGAAGGAAGUCCACGUGCGAGCAGCGGUCGCCUACAAUAGGAUAAGUCCAGAUUCAACAGUGGAGGGCGAACCGGCGAGCGCUCGCGUCGGUUCGUCGGGUCUCGUUACUACAGACGAUGAUGAUGAUGACUAUGAUCGUCCACGAGGUCUAGUGGGUCUCCAGAACAUGGGCAACACGUGCUACAUGAACGCGGCCCUUCAGGCUCUGAGCAACACAGCGCCUUUCACAUCGUACUUUCUGGAAUGUGCUGCGGCAGUUACCGUUCUCGCUGGCGAUAAGAAACCUGGACUAGCGAGAGCAUACCAAAAAUUAGUGAAAGAAAUGUGGAGCAGAAAAACUAGGGGUUACCUCGUACCAAACGGAAUCAUAUACGGCAUUCGGAAUGUACACCCAAUGUUCCGAGGUUACCAGCAGCAUGACACACAGGAGUUCCUUCGCUGUUUCAUGGACCAGCUGCACGAGGAGUUGAAGGAACCAGUCUGGGACAGUAUGCCGGAAGACAAGCUGGGCACGGAGGCGGACGGCGACCACCAGGAGAGCAGGAACUUGCACGUGCGGCGCCGUGCCGCCUCCUCUGGAGCCAGCGACGCGCCGCUGUUCGCGCGCAUGCGGCGGAAGUCGCCCGCGCCCUCCGCCUACAGCGACACGAGGACUGACCCACACCUCAGGGUAGGGCAGUCGGAGUCUGUGAACAGGCAUAGACGAUCAGCGAGCUUCGCGGGCACACAGCAAACUGCGUACUCUGUACAAACACAUCACCAAAACCCCCUAGCGUCAUCGUCGCGUGACGUCGGCUCAGAAUCAUCGUUGUCGUGUUCAAGCGAAGCUGAAGAUCGGUAUGAAACCUGCUCCAGUGGCGCUAGUGACGCUCCGGACCCACCCGUACACCACCCACCGAAGCAAAGCGGCGGCGGCGACAACGGCGGCGCGCGGUACCGCAGCAUCAUUUCCGACGUCUUCGACGGAAAACUGCUGUCCUCAGUGCAGUGCCUCAUCUGCGACCGGGUGUCAACGCGAGUGGAGACAUUCCAGGACCUUUCCCUCCCCAUACCGUCGCGGGAGCACCUCGCCGUGUUGCGCUCGCAGCCCGCGCUCGACCAUCUGCCGGCUGACCACGAGUCUUGGAUGUGGUGGAUACUAAGCUGGCUCCGGUCCUGGUUCUACGGCCCUGUGGUCUCCCUCCAGGACUGCCUCGCGGCUUUCUUUAGCGCUGAUGAGUUAAAAGGAGACAAUAUGUACAGCUGUUCCCGUUGUAACAAGCUGCGUAACGGCGUGAAGCUGUCCGGCGUGGUCCGGCUACCGGAAGUGCUCUGCGUGCACCUGAAGCGUUUCCGGCACGAGCUCAUGUUCAGCGCCAAAGUGGCCGCCCGCGUGUCCUUCCCGCUGCAUGACCUCAACAUGCAGCCCUAUACGCAUAAAGAUUGCACAUCAAAAAUAACCCGCUACUCGUUAUGCGCGGUGAUCUGUCACACGGGGACAGCCGGGGGUGGCCACUACACCUGCGUGGCGCGGAACCCUCGCGGGUGGUUCACGUUCGACGACCAGUCCGUCGCGCCGCUCGCCGCGCCCAUGCUGGACCACACCGAGGCCUAUGUGUUGUUCUAUAGGAAAGUGAAUCCCCAAAUGACAGUGCUGCGGCAAAAAGCGGCCGAGAUAUUGGAGUCGACGACGGUGGAGCCUAACGACAUCAAGUUCUAUAUUUCGAAGCAGUGGAUCAACAAAUUUAAUACCUGGGCGGAACCAGGUCCAAUAGAUAACGGCGACUUCGUGUGCGCGCACGGCGGCCUGCGGCCCGACCGCGCCUCCCACCUGCCCCGCCUCGCCGCCGUCAUCCCGCAGCCGCUGUGGGAGUUCCUGCACGACAAAUUCGGCGGCGGGCCGGCGUGCUCGCACGUGCACGAGUGCGGCGUGUGCGCGCGCGCGGCGCAGCGCCUGCGCACGCGGCGCGCGCGCGAGCUCAAGGCCUUCUACGACCUGCACGCCGUCUUCCAGGAACAAGACCGCCCCCGCGCGAUCUACGCCAUCAGCAUGCACUGGUUCCGCCAGUGGCAGGCCUUCGUGCGCUCGCGCAGCCAGCAGCCCCCGCCGCCCGUCGACAACUCGGGCAUCGUCACCAGCCAGGAGAUCGACGGCGUGACAAGCCACGUCCUCAAGCAGGGCUCCGACCACGCGCAGCUCAGCGAGGAGCUGUGGCGCUUCUUCACCGACAUCUACGGCGGCGGGCCCGACGUGCCGCUGCGCGCUCCGGCGCCGGAUCCGAGCCCCGCGCCGGACCCGCGCCCCGCGCGCCGCGCCGGCCGGAACUACUCCGACUCCGACAGGGAAGACUAUUGCACCAAAUCAACCUCCGAAACCAACAUCAGAGAAUCCGUUGUCGGGGAGCUACAGAAAAACCAAUCGCUUCAAAACUUAAGACACUCCAAAGUGGCCCGCGUCGAUUCGGACGAGGAAGACUUCGGACGGUACAAGAGACUCGAGCAAAACGGAAACUACGACUCCGAUGAGGAGAUGGAGAACUAUUCGGUUAAAGAAAAUGGCGUCGACAGCUCCGACCGCGACGCGAACGACAACCCGGUGUACUUUGAGAAGCAGGAAGUGGAACUCCCAAAUCUCGAUAGCAUAUCGCUGAAAAGCAAACCGUCGAAAAGCAGGAAAGUGAGAAAAAUAAGAAAGAGGACAGUGAAAUGAUUCUUUCUCGCUUUUCAGUUCGUUCACAGGCUGAGACGGCGGGUCGCUAAGGAUUUAAACUGAUGCGCGGUCUCUGUCUGACGCAGUGUCGUUUUGAGCCGUCUCUGUCUGACUCUGGCGGUGUAACGUUGAACAUUCCCGGUGAAAGGUGUUAAAACUAUGUGCAUUUAAAACUUGGGUGUUACUCUGGUCUCGUGAUAUAUUUUUCUAAAAACUAUUACUCGCUUCGCGUGAUCCAUCUGUUGUAUGCUAGAUGAAAAAUACAUUGAAAUUUUUUAAUAUCGCUAUAGGUCUGUCAAAUCUAACGUCUAAUAAUAUGACAAUACUAAUCAAGGCCCGCGUCAUGAUGAAUGACACGAUCUUUAACUAAUUAAAUUAGAUGAUGAAUAGUUAACGAUAUUACAUCAUAUAUUUAUUUUAUUACGCAUAUUUUUCCAACUUAAUUUAUUAUCAAUAUACACUUAUAAAUUCCACUUAAUUUAUAUAAAGAAACAAUGCUGAGAAAUCCAGUUUGGAUCACUAAAAGCUGAUUAUCCUGGUUGCUUGAAGCUGAUUGAAUUUAAUUAUGAAUAGGUUUGUCAAGGCGACGUGCGCGUUGGAGGGUCUGCCUCUGCCAUCUUGUGGCCUGAAUCGGAAACAUAAACUGUACAUUGACACUUCACGCCAAAGCAAGUGAUGACCCUACAACUUACGUUUCCUUGUGCAUUGUAGGUCCCGCCAUCUUGUGGGCUACAUUGGAAGCUUGAACUUGACAUUUACACUUCGCGCCAAUUAACAUCGACUACCCCCUACAGUUCAUACACGUUCCCUAUUGUUUAUUUAUUUAUAACGAUUUUAGUAACUAAUUGUUAGAAAAAAAAAGUGAUUGUGAUAUUGUAAUUUUAUGACAUGUAUUAUGCAUAGUAAUGUUAUUCGAUUAAAGCACAUAUUGAUCGAAAAAGAUCCUUAUGUCCCUAAUUUUAUAGUUCAGAUUCAGAAAAAGUAUUUAUGUUCCUCGAUUUUUAUUAUUUCCAAAAGGUUUAAAUAUUAAGUUUCUGGCCCAAUGUGCAUUCGGAAUUUAAUGUACACUACAAAAUUCUUUAAGGUAGCAAUUUUUACAUUGAUUUCUUUUAAGAACUGGUUCAAAUUUCCUUAACCAAUGACACAUACAUUAACAUAGGUAUGGGCCUCUACACACCUCACCGAUAAUUGCUUACGAUUUGCGUAUACACUGCGACAUUUGAAAUACCGGCAAUUAUCUAAAAUCACAUGCGAUUUGUUGCAAGGUCUGUAAAGCCCUUAUGCCUGCCAACUACUUAUGAAGUUGACCAUAUUAUUUAACUAACUUUAAUCAGUACAAAAGGAGGAUCACACGAGCGGCCGAGCGGCCUCAGAGCCCCCUGGGGUUGGUAGUAUUUUAGUACAAUUUAUUUUAGUUUGAAAAGUCUAGCGAAUGUAGAUACUUGAAUGAAAUACUGUAUAUUUACACCUGUAUAUCUGUACAAUGUUACCCUGUAUAAUAUAUCCAUGUUCAUAGUAAAAUUAAAAUUACUGAAUGCAUUUCUUUCUGUUUUACCAUGGAUUAGGUAUUUAUUUUGUUGUUUCUGGUUCUAUGUGUUAUUUGUUAAAGAAUUGAUCAGCAAUAAAAUAUAUUACGAAAUGUAUUGGUGCA